This is a messenger RNA of Medioppia subpectinata, 1034 nucleotides long. The record is from the annotation of a GenBank genome assembly. NCBI's taxonomy places the organism in Eukaryota, Metazoa, Arthropoda, Arachnida, Sarcoptiformes, Oppiidae.
AUUGAAUUGAAUUAAAGUUAAUAAAAGUUUUGAAUGUUUUAAAUGUAAUUCAAUAUAACUAUUAUUUGACGAUAAGAGCAGUGAUUGUAAUGAAUGUGUGUUUUAGAGGCAAAAGUUGUGCCAAAAUAUUAAUUUCAUGUUUGGUCUUGACUUUGAUCCUCACGUUUUGGAUUGCAUUACAUUUGUCUCCAAUCAUAACAAACGGCUUAAGUGUCAACACAUCCGACUGCAAGUGCUCUUCGGGCGAAUCCAAUGAUCACCAAAAACACGUCAAAGUCAUGUCAUCGAUGGACACGUCUGUCCACAGACUGGCAGUUGUGGUGCCCUUCAGAGACCGUUUCGACGAGUUGUUGACAUUUGUUCCGCAUAUGAAUGCAUUCCUGAAGAGACAGGGAAUCGAUUACAAGAUAUAUGUCAUCAAUCAGAAGGAUGUCUACCGUUUCAAUAGGGCUUCCCUUAUAAACGUGGGUUUCCUUAUAUCGCGUCCGGAAUGCGAUUACAUGGCUAUGCAUGACAUCGACCUCUUGCCUCUCAACCCCAACCUCUCCUAUCGGUUCCCAUCCGACGGUCCGUUUCACGUGUCGGCACCUAAUCUGCACCCGAAAUACCACUACAAGACAUUCGUCGGCGGAAUACUUGUUAUAAGUGGCCAACACUUUGAGAGAGUCAACGGAAUGUCAAAUAACUACUGGGGAUGGGGUCUCGAGGACGAUGAAUUCUAUGUCCGACUCAAAGAAGCAAAUCUUGUCGUCUCAAGACCUGAAGACAUUACCACAGGAAUUAACGAUACGUUUAGUCAUAUCCAUAAUCCCAGCCGUAAGAGAGACACCGUUCGUCUCUUCAACCAAAAAGAGAUAACUCGUAAAAGGGAUCGAAAGACAGGUCUGAAUUCAGUGCAAUUCCGAUUGAAAAGUGUUAACGAGUUAACGAUAGACUCUUCGCCGGUCACCGUAUAUAAUGUGCAAUUAAUUUGCGACCAAUCAGUCACUCCGUGGUGUCAGAGCCGACCGACAGCCGCUGCCAACAAUUCCGAU